Cercocebus atys (sooty mangabey) is the source of this 3244-nucleotide messenger RNA. RefSeq names its product collectin sub-family member 10 (C-type lectin) (gene COLEC10). The record is from RefSeq and is a predicted model, not a curated record. Bases 2433 to 3122 code for a protein of 229 amino acids. The transcript is spliced from 8 exons. Lineage: Eukaryota; Metazoa; Chordata; Mammalia; Primates; Cercopithecidae.
GCAAAACACCAUCUCAAAAAACAAAAAAAACAAACAAAAAAAAACCUCCCGUCUUCAAAUCUGUCAGAAGUCCCUGAUUGUAUGGCAUUUAGGCUUCCAAGAAAGCCCCAUGUACCCUUAUAGAACCAGUUACAAAACCUCCAUGAAUAUAUUUGCCAUGCAAUGAAUGAGCAUUGAGUACCUAUUAUGGGCCAAGUACUGUGCUAUAAGCUGGGAAUAUAAAGUCCAAGUCUAACCCACAAGGGGGUUAGAGUUUAGUAAGAGGUAGAUUAAGUAUGAUAAGUGUUAAGAUAAAUGUGAGCAGGAGGCACCUCCCAUAGACUGGAAAGAGUGCUGAGAAGGCAGAAGAGAAAGGAGGGUUGGGACAGGUUCCCAGAGCAAGUGACAUUUCCCCUGAGGCUUGAAAGACCAAGUAGGAGUAACCAGGAAGAGACUGGUCCAGGCUGACCUCUUUGCAAAGACAAAAGAUAAGAAUCAUAUUUGCAGUUAAAGUUAAAAAUACUUCCUUCAUUCUUUGAGACCUCACUGUGAUUCAAACUCAGGAUCUCCUGUUUACUAGACAGGUACUUUAACCAAAUAAGUCACUAGAAAAUAAACUCUCCAUAGUCCACAUGUACUUCCUUCCUAAGUUCUUGUUUUUGUAAAGUCUGGCUUCACUGGUAUAAUCACCCAUCAGGCAAGAAAUAAGACGAAUUUAUACUUCUUACAGUGGACAAGAAAUUGUUUUCGAGAACAGUGUGGACUAGCAACAAGGGGGAGUGUCCCUGUCUUGGGGACACAGGAGUGGUGAAGAGGAGAGAUCAUAAUCAGUGCCACCUGAUGGGUGACGUAGAAGGGAUAUUUAAGGAGUACGUCAACAUAUCCUUGGUCUCAAGCUCAAGAUGAACUUUAUCUCGGCUUUUGUUUUGUUUUUUUGGCAUCUUAAGUCUUGACUCACUAUCAAUCAUAACGAUACAAAAAAAAAAAAGAAGAGAGAGAGAGAGAGAGAGAUUCUCACCCUACUGGUACAUUUGCACCGACAAGAAAACCUAGAAAAAUCUUGGUUGUAAGAGAGAGGACUUCAUUUUUGUUAAUAAAGUUAGGAAAGCUGGAAGUGGCUGGCUGAGGAUCUCUGAACCUGAGAUAGCCCAAAGGCAAGAGUUUCCCGAGUUUAUGGGCGCUGAGUGUAGGAGCUGGGUUGUUGCUACUUCGGGUUCUUAAGACAGUCGUUAUAAGGGGAGCAAGGGUCAGAUUAGUUCAGUUUCUUUCUCUUGGGGCAGGGAGCAGAGGGAGGAGCAAGCCAGCCCUUGUGGUUCCUUCUGGUCUCUAGCCUACAAGGAAUAGGCUCAUUUCCCCUUGGCAAGGCGCCUGAAGCAGCUGGCAAGCAUGCCUCCUCUCCCUACCUCAGUACCCCCUCUGACCUGACCGCACUCAGAAACCAAAAUUCUCUAGGUGAAUGCAGGCUCCCAUUUUGUCCCACAAUCAUUUCAUCAUUUAGGUACAGCUUGACCUCUAAUGUGACAUCACAAACGCUUCUGGUCCACAAUCUUUUUUUCUUCUUCAGAAACUACCCUAAACAAGGAAGUUUGUGUUCCAAGGUAAGAGAAUCGGAAAUGAAAAACUCAGGAUCCCUCACGAACAGCCCGACCCUGCUUUCAACCAGGAAGUUCAAGGGAGGCAGGGCUGUACGGUCAAAACUGCAAAGUCGAAGCUCAAGACUGUAAGAAGAAAGUGGUCUUCAAAGAAAAGGAUUCACCCAAAUCGAAGAGGUUGUUGCACUUCUUUUCCCUGGCUGAUUACAUUUCAUGUCUGUAAACUUUGCUAAGCCCGGGGCGCUGGCUGUAUAAGCAGAGACAGGUGUAGGGACACCUCUACCCUCUGGAUACAUCUGCGGCCGCCGCUGCUGGGUGCACAGGACGAAGGGCCCUCGACCCAAUCCCAGUCCAAGCUUCCGGAUGACGCACCUGGGCCGGGGACCUCUCCCACGUGAGGGGGCCAACCAAGCAUCCCCAGUCCUGGGGCCACCCAGCCCGCUCCGAAGGGAAGGGGCAGGGAAAAAGGGCAUCUCGGGGCCAAACCUCAUGCCGGAUCCUCCGGCUUUCCCCCCAUUUCCAGGAUAUCGUUUCGCAUCAGGGACACUCGUCUCUACACCUCCUACCUCAAAGUCUUGCGCACCUACCCUUCACGUCUCUCCAAAGCAACUGAAUUAAAGCGCCUACUGGCCUUGGCGGCGCAGAUAAUACACAGGCAUCUUAUGAAGAUUAACCAACAUAUAGAAGAAUAUGAAGAAAGUGAAAAUCAUCAGAAGCCCCACAGUCUUGGGUGACCAUAGUUGAUACUCUGAAGAUGUCAGAGUGGGAUUUGCAGUAGACUCCCAGCAGCUCCUAGGGGCACCAAGUGAGAUGCCUGCCGGGCCCACUGUGUCCACUGCCCUCUGGUAGCACCUGAGGAUCAUGGGAGAUGAUGGUGAAAAAGGAGAUCCAGGAGAAGAGGGAAAGCAUGGCAAAGUGGGACGCAUGGGGCCGAAAGGAAUUAAAGGAGAACUGGGUGAUAUAGGAGAUCAGGGCAAUAUUGGCAAGACUGGGCCCAUUGGCAAGAAGGGUGACAAAGGGGAAAAAGGUUUGCUUGGAAUACCUGGAGAAAAAGGCAAAGCAGGUACCGUCUGUGAUUGUGGAAGAUAUCGGAAAUUUGUUGGACAACUGGAUAUUAGUAUUGCUCGGCUCAAGACAUCUAUGAAAUUUGUCAAGAAUGUGAUAGCAGGGAUUAGGGAAACUGAAGAGAAAUUCUACUACAUCGUGCAGGAAGAGAAGAACUACAGGGAAUCCCUAACCCACUGCAGGAUUCGGGGUGGAAUGCUAGCCAUGCCCAAGGAUGAAGCUGCCAACACACUCAUAGCUGACUAUGUUGCCAAGAGUGGCUUCUUUCGGGUGUUCAUUGGCGUGAAUGACCUUGAAAGGGAGGGACAGUACGUGUUCACAGACAACACUCCACUGCAGAACUAUAGCAACUGGAAUGAGGGGGAACCCAGCGACCCCUAUGGUCAUGAGGACUGUGUGGAGAUGCUGAGCUCUGGCCGAUGGAAUGACACAGAGUGCCAUCUUACCAUGUACUUUGUCUGUGAGUUCAUCAAGAAGAAAAAGUAACUUCCCUCAUCCUACGUAUUUGCUCUUUUCCUGUGACCAUCAUUACAGUUACUAUUAUCCAUCCUUUUUUUUCCUAAUUAUACUACAUUUGAUCUGAGUCAACACAGCUAGGAAAUGCUAAA